CGCAGGCGGUCGCCCCGCGCCGUCCCCGCGGCGCCGGUUCUGGGGCCCUGCUCUCGGCCUCCCCUCGCUCCGUGGCUGCGGGUCUCCAGCUCCACGAAAACCCCAGGAUUUCGGCCUCCUGCCCAGGCUUGGCCGCCCCCUCUUCCCCUAAGAGACUUCCAGAUCUCAAUUUUUGUUUGACUGAUUUUAUGGCCUAGACUGCUUGAGUGAACCAUCCUUCAAGAACAUUCAGUUCUCUCUCUCCUAUGCUUACAACCGGAGUAUUAAAUUGGUUUCCCAUGACUUUGCCGCCGUUAAGGAGCACUUCUCUAUCUAUAGCUGUCUGUCUACGUUCUGACUGGGAACACUGGGAUCAUUUUCAUCAUGCCGACGGUGGUGGUAAUGGAUGUAUCCCUUUCCAUGACCCGACCUGUGUCUCUCGAGGGGUCUGAGGAAUAUCAGCGCAAGCACCUAGCAGCCCAUGGUUUGACAAUGCUGUUUGAGCACAUGGCCACAAAUUACAAGCUUGAGUUUACAGCCCUAGUGGUUUUUUCAUCACUCUGGGAGCUGAUGGUUCCCUUCACAAGAGAUUAUAACACCCUCCAGGAAGCACUAAGUAAUAUGGAUGAUUAUGAUAAAACCUGCUUGGAGUCUGCAUUAGUUGGUGUUUGCAAUAUUGUUCAGCAGGAAUGGGGUGGUGCAAUUCCUUGCCAGGUUGUUCUUGUGACUGAUGGCUGUCUUGGCAUUGGCAGAGGGUCCCUGCGGCAUUCCUUAGCUACUCACAGUCAGCGAAGUGAGAACAACCGGUUUCCACUGCCUUUCCCUUUCCCAUCUAAGUUAUACAUCAUGUGCAUGGCAAAUUUGGAGGAGCUUCAGAGCACUGAUUCCUUGGAUUGCCUUGAGCGUCUCAUAGAUUUAAACAAUGGUGAAGGGCAGAUUUUUACUAUUGAUGGCCCCCUGUGCUUGAAAAAUGUACAGUCUAUGUUUGGAAAACUGAUAGAUCUGGCAUAUACGCCUUUCCAUGCUGUUCUCAAGUGUGGCCACUUAACCGCUGAUGUGCAAGUCUUCCCCCGGCCAGAACCUUUUGUUGUAGAUGAGGAAAUCGAUCCUAUCCCGAAAGUCAUUAAUACAGAUUUGGAAAUAGUGGGAUUUAUUGAUAUAGCUGAUAUUUCAAGUCCCCCAGUUCUGUCCAGACAUCUGGUCCUACCUAUAGCACUUAACAAAGAAGGUGAUGAGGUGGGUACUGGCAUAACAGAUGACAAUGAAGAUGAAAAUUCAGCCAAUCAGAUUGCAGGCAAAAUACCCAACUUUUGUGUCCUCCUCCAUGGCAGCCUAAAAGUGGAAGGAAUGGUGGCAAUAGUUCAAUUAGGUCCUGAAUGGCAUGGAAUGCUCUACUCCCAAGCUGACAGCAAGAAGAAAUCAAACCUCAUGAUGUCUCUCUUUGAGCCUGGCCCAGAACCUCUCCCAUGGCUAGGGAAAAUGGCACAGUUGGGUCCUAUUUCAGAUGCUAAAGAAAACCCUUAUGGUGAGGAUGACAAUAAGAGCCCAUUCCCCCUGCAGCCCAAAAACAAACGCAGUUAUGCCCAGAAUGUGACGGUCUGGAUCAAACCCAGUGGCCUGCAGACAGAUGUACAGAAGAUUUUAAGAAAUGCAAGGAAACUACCUGAAAAAACCCAGACGUUCUAUAAGGAGCUGAACCGUUUGCGAAAGGCUGCCCUGGCCUUUGGUUUCCUGGACCUGCUCAAAGGGGUGGCUGACAUGCUGGAAAGGGAAUGCACACUGCUGCCUGACACAGCCCACCCUGAUGCUGCAUUCCAGCUGACCCACGCUGCUCAGCAGCUCAAGCUGGCCAGUACUGGCACCUCCGAGUAUGCUGGGUAUGACCACAACAUCACACCUUUGCAGACAGACUUCUCUGGGAGCAGCACUGAAAGAAUGUGAAGCUGACUUAGGGAACCUUCCUUCUUUUUUUAUUUCAAGUGAAAUGAUUUAGGGUAAAAACCUUUCCAGUCUGUUCACCUCUGCAAUAGCCACCCAAAGACCUCCCCGAGGCUGCCUCAGAAGCACCACUUGCUGGUUUGAAUGACCCUGCUACAGUCUGAGAAGGGUUCUGAAGGGUGGUUGGCUGCUUGGGCUUUGACCAUAGCUUUCUGGGGCACAGAGUGUUUAAGCUCAAAAGACAACUGUUACUCCCACGAUGGGCACAUCUCCUGAGAAGCUUGAAGGACUGAUGAACACAGAGCUCUCCCCACCUUCCUCAGGAAACCUAACCAGCAAGGGUUCUCUGGCUUCCUGAAAGGCAUCUUCUCCUCUGUCCUCUCUCAACCAUAAGGACAUUUUCAAGCUUCUCUCCUUGGAAUGAGCAACCUAGAAUGUCUGGGACUUGCUAAGUACAAACCCAACACCACUAAGUUUUAGAACUUGAGCAAAAACUUGGUGGUAACCCUUAGGUGCUUUUGGUAUGUCUUGAGAUAGACUUUUAAACAGCAACCAUAAAUGUAUAAAAUGAUUCCCAUUUCCUCGAGGUUUUUUUUAAAUGAAAAUAAAAUAUUUCA
Molecule: messenger RNA, 2534 nt
Organism: Equus quagga
Lineage: Eukaryota; Metazoa; Chordata; Mammalia; Perissodactyla; Equidae
Gene: INTS14
Product: integrator complex subunit 14
Exons: 13
Coding region: 364-1920 (518 amino acids)
Biological process (GO): snRNA 3'-end processing
Cellular component (GO): integrator complex
Source: RefSeq, a predicted model, not a curated record